UUGUUAGUCCAAAGUUUGCUAAGGAAAUGGAGAAUAAAAAUGAUAGUGAAAAUUGUACAACAAAAUUAUUAAUGUCGCAACAACCAAAAAUAACAACAACUAAUACUAAUAAAGGACCAUUACUACAAGGUGGUUGUUUAUCUGCAGGUUUUUGGACUGGUGGCACAGCUGCAAGUUGGCGUAACUCUGCUGGAUCAAAUCCAGUCGUUUCUCCGGCCCGUCAAGUUGAGAAUUCCCCUUCACCGCAAUUGGCAUUACCGAGUGAAGAUUCAUCAAAUGCUUCGUCAACUUCAGCACAUUCUUCCCCUCUUGUAUCACCUCAUCCUAGCACUGAUCAAAGUCUUCAAACAACUUCUGAAUUUUCUGGCGAUCGUAGUGAAAGAGCUGGUGGCUCACUUCCGGUUGGACAAAUUACAAAUUUUUCUUAUCCUUCUCCAAUCUCUUCUAAAUCAGUGAAAAGUAACGGCCUGCCAUCAACAACAUCAGAAACAGCAAUACUUAAUGAAGGAGACAAGAACCUCCAGGCGUUUUUAAAGGCAUUUUAUUAUUUCCGCAUUUAUUCUUAA
This is a messenger RNA of Meloidogyne enterolobii, 566 nucleotides long. NCBI's taxonomy places the organism in Eukaryota, Metazoa, Nematoda, Chromadorea, Rhabditida, Meloidogynidae. The record is from the annotation of a GenBank genome assembly.